AUGUUCGAUAUCACUAAGAUUGCACGUCCCAACAUCCUCAAGCUGGAGCCCUACCGCUGUGCACGAGACGAUUAUAAGAUUGGUGUUCUUUUGGACGCCAACGAGAAUACUCAUGGACCCUCUGUGCCGGACUUGACCGACAAAGAGACCGCUUUGGAGUUGAACAGAUAUCCCGACCCACAUCAAGAGCAACUUAAGCAGCAGAUAUGCGACUUUAGAAACUCAGAGGCCUCGUUGAGUUCCGCAUCUGUGAAACUUCCUAUGGUGGCUGGCCAGAAAACGCCUCUGAAUGUGUCGAAUUUGUGUCUUGGUGUCGGCUCUGACGAAUCCAUCGAUGCUCUUAUCAGAUGUGUAGUUGCGCCGGGAAAAGAAAAAUUGUUGAUAUGUCCGCCAACCUACGGAAUGUACAGUAUAUGUGCGGUUGUCAACGAUGUUGAAAUUGUCAAGGUGCCCUUGAAUCUGGAAACCUUUCAAAUUCAGCCAGACCUGAUUUUGGACCAGCUAGAGAAAGAUGUAUCAAUUAAACUGGUUUACAUCACGUCUCCAGGCAACCCGACCGGGGUCCAGAUAAAACCUGCGCUACUUGAGGAACUGCUUAGUAAGGUGCAGCAAUCUACAUGGAACGGAUUGAUAGUGGUUGACGAAGCUUACAUCGACUUCUGCGAAGUUGGCAGCUCUGUAUCUGUUCUCGUCAACAAAUUCCCUAAUCUUGUUGUCCUUCAGACCCUGUCGAAGGCUUUUGGGCUUGCUGGUAUACGUCUGGGUAUUUGUUUCUCGACUCCCGAGGUUUCUCGGUUGCUCAACUCUAUGAAGUACCCUUACAACAUCAGCAAUCUGACAAGCUCCGUUGCUUUGAGAGCAACUUCGAAAGACGCUCUUGUCAAGAUGCGACAAAGAGUUGAUCUUAUUAAAGAGCAGAGACAGAUUGUUGUCGAUGAGCUGGCCAAGCUACCUGGAGUGGGAAGAAAUAUUGGAGGCUUGGACUCCAAUUUCGUUCUCAUGGAGAUUCUCAAUAAAGAAGGCGAGCCAGACAACCAGAUCGCGAACAAAGUCUACCUCACGCUUGCCGAGCAAAGAAACGUGGUGGUGAGAUUUAGAGGCAAUGAGCUGGGUUGCAAGGGCUGUUUAAGAAUCACCAUUGGAACGAAAGAAGAAAACGAAACCUUGAUCACCCAAUUGAAGGAGGUGUUGCAAGAAGUUAGAGAACAGUAGAUUCACCAGUGACGUAUAUACAGUUAUACAAACCGUUACUGCAGAGCCUCUCUGGCAAAAUUUGGUAGCACGAAUGAAGCCUUGUGGAUGUCGCUGCUGUAGUACUUGUACAAUUUUCUUUCAGUCUCCUCAUCGACGCUUCUCAAUGGCUUCGUGACGUCAACUUUCGGGUCCUUGGAGCACACCAUAAACCCAAUUUGGCCCGAUGGAUAGGUUGGAAUAGUGCAGUAGGCGUACUCGACAACAGGGAACACAUCCUUACACGUCUUCUUGAGGUCCUUGAUGAUGUUCAAAUGGAGCCAGAUGCUCUCUGCCUGAGUCGAGAUCACGCCCUUUUCUGUCAAUGCCUCUUUCAAGAGCUCGAAGUAUGGCUUCUGAAAAAGCGACUCGGCUGGUCCUUCAGGGUCCGAAGAGUCAGUGAUAAUCACAUCGAAGCAGUUCUUGUAGUCGUUAAGGAAUUUGAAACCAUCUCCAAUAUGCACUCUGACCUUUGGAUGAGAAUACGAUUUGGACAUCUCAGGAAGAUACUUCUUGGACACCGCAAUGACAUCCUCGUCAAUGUCACAUAAAACCGCCUCUUCGACACAUUCGUGCUUGACAACCUCUCUCAAAACACCUCCAUCUCCACCUCCAAUAACAAGCACUUUCUUAGGGUUUGGGUGCGAGUUGAGUGCAAGAUGAGCAAUCAUCUCCUGGUAUGAGAACUCGUCUCUCUCCGUGGCUUGAAUAGCACCGUCCAGGACCAAAACAUUACCAUAAUUUGAAGACUCAAAAACCAGCACGUCCUGGUACUUUGAUUUUUGAGAGUAGAGGAUUUUGUUCACUUUCAGUGACAUGGCCUCACCAGGCCACAUAGUGUCACUAACUUCGGCGAACCAGCCAUCUUUGAUCAUU
This is a messenger RNA of Ogataea polymorpha, 2106 nucleotides long. RefSeq lists its product as uncharacterized. The coding region runs from base 1 to 1212 and encodes 403 amino acids. Lineage: Eukaryota; Fungi; Ascomycota; Pichiomycetes; Pichiales; Pichiaceae. Gene Ontology annotation, molecular function: pyridoxal phosphate binding; L-histidinol-phosphate:2-oxoglutarate transaminase activity. The transcript has a single exon. The record is from RefSeq and is a predicted model, not a curated record. Gene Ontology annotation, biological process: L-histidine biosynthetic process.